This is a messenger RNA of Rhinopithecus roxellana (golden snub-nosed monkey), 3295 nucleotides long. It is a transcript of the gene TRIM7, whose product is annotated as tripartite motif containing 7. The transcript has 7 exons. The record is from RefSeq and is a predicted model, not a curated record. Lineage: Eukaryota; Metazoa; Chordata; Mammalia; Primates; Cercopithecidae. The coding region runs from base 535 to 2070 and encodes 511 amino acids. Gene Ontology annotation, molecular function: protein binding; zinc ion binding.
AGGGCCAGGUUCCAGUCUCUAAAUUUAGCUCAGUUCAGGGCCGGGGCGAACCUGCGCUAGGGGAACCUGACACCGUGGCCCGAGUGCCAGGCCCUUGCUCCGGCGAUGCUGGGUCAGCCUCGGUCGGAAACCGGGAGUGGCGCCCGGCAGGGUUUGUGCGCCCACCUGUCGUGGCCCGUUUCCCGCGGCUGACUGGGUCAGGCUGGGGCGGCCUAGAGAGGCUGAGGGACUGGGGCGACCGGGAGAGGCCGCUGGCCAAGGCGGGGGCUGGUGGAGCGCAGGUCCGGGGCGCAGGGCGCUGUCCCGCACUUGAAUGGCCCAGUGCCUCCGGGCCCGUAGCCAACGUGCGCCUCCCCUCCCGGCUCCCAGCCGGGCGCGCCCUGGGCUCAAGUCUUUGCCUGCCCAGUGGCAGCCCCGCCCUUCCUCUCCCAGUGGGCACUCGGCGGCCAGCUCGGACGUCGGGCUCCGACCCGCGUCCUGUGAGGUGGAGUGGCCGCCCAGGGGCGACCAGAUCCGAGAGCGCGGAGAGCGCUCAUGGCGGCUGUGGGGCCGCGGACCGGCCCCGGCACCGGGGCCGAGGCUCUAGCGCUGGCGGCAGAGCUGCAGGGCGAGGCGACGUGCUCUAUCUGCCUAGAGCUCUUUCGUGAGCCGGUGUCCGUCGAGUGCGGCCACAGCUUCUGCCGCGCCUGCAUAGGGCGCUGCUGGGAGCGCCCGGGCGCGGGGGUUGUUGGGGCGAUGACCCGCGCGCCGCCCUUCCCACUGCCCUGCCCGCAGUGCCGCGAGCCCGCGCGCCCCAGUCAGCUGAGGCCCAACCGGCAGCUGGCCGCCGUGGCCACGCUCCUACGGCGCUUCAGCCUGCCCGCGGCCUCCCCGGGAGAGCACGGGUCCCAGACGGCCUCGGCCGGAGCAGCGGCUGCCCGGUGCGGUCAGCAUGGCGAACCAUUCAAGCUCUACUGCCAGGACGACGGACGCGCCAUCUGCGUGGUGUGCGACCGCGCCCGCGAGCACCGCGAGCACGCCGUGCUGCCGCUGGACGAGGCGGUGCAGGAGGCCAAGGAGCUCUUGGAGUCCAGGCUGAGGGUCUUGAAGAAGGAACUGGAGGACUAUGAGGUGUUCCGGUCCACGGAAGAGAAGGAGAGCAAGGAGCUCCUGAAGCAGAUGGCAGCGGAGCAGGAGAAGGUGGGGGCAGAGUUCCAGGCACUGAGGGCCUUCCUAGUGGAGCAGGAGGGCCGGCUGCGAAGCCGCCUGGAGGAACUGUCCCAGGAGGUGGCACAGAAGCAGAAAGAGAACCUGGCCCAGCUCGGUGCUGAGAUCACCCAGCUGUCCAAGCUCAGCAGCCAGAUCCAGGAGACAGCUCAAAAGCCUGACCUUGACUUUCUCCAGGAAUUCAAAAGCACGCUGAGCAGGUGUAGCAAUGUGCCUGGCCCCAAGCCAACCACAGUCUCUUCUGAGAUGAAGAAUAAAGUCUGGAAUGUUUCUCUCAAGACCUUUGUCUUAAAAGGGAUACUGAAGAAGUUCAAAGAGGACCUGCGGGGCGAGCUGGAGAAAGAGGAGAAAGUGGAGCUCACCUUGGAUCCUGACACAGCCAACCCGCGGCUCAUCCUCUCUCUGGAUCUUAAGAGCGUGCGCCUCGGCGAGCAGGCCCAGGACCUGCCCAACUACCCCCGCCGCUUCGACACCAACACCCGCGUCCUGGCGUCCUGCGGCUUCUCCUCGGGCCGGCAUCACUGGGAGGUGGAGGUGGGCUCUAAGGACGGCUGGGCCUUUGGCGUGGCCCGCGAGAGCGUGCGCCGAAAGGGCCUGACGCCCUUCACCCCCGAGGAGGGCGUCUGGGCCCUGCAGCUCAACGGCGGCCAGUACUGGGCCGUGACCAGCCCCGAGCGUUCGCCCCUCAGCUGCGGGCACCUGUCACGCGUCCGGGUGGCCCUGGACCUCGAGGUGGGAGCCGUGUCCUUCUACGCUGUGGAGGACAUGCGCCACCUCUACACCUUCCGCGUCAACUUCCAGGAGCGCGUGUUCCCGCUUUUCUCUGUUUGCUCCACGGGCACCUACUUGCGAAUCUGGCCUUGAGGGACACUGCUGGGGAGCUCCUGUCUCUGGGCUGCUGGCGGGAAGCGAUGUCACCUCCCCAGAGCUGCCUAGUUCGUCUUGGGUCUGCCCUCUGUGCUCCUGACUGACCCCAGCUGCCCAAGAGAGGCUGCUAUAGACACAACCGCGAGGCAGGAGACUGAGACUGUGGCCAACUGGGCAGGGACAGGGGCCUUGGCCUCCUGGGGCUGUUCCCCUCCUGAGGUCACACGUGGAUUUGGCCAGAGCCUUCAGGAGGUGGAAGCUGGUGAGGUCAGGAGCCCAGCUCUCCGGGGGCUUCUGCCCUGACUGGGAUGGGCUCUGGCUCCCUAAAAAAUGUCAAAGCCAGUCCUGCUGUUCUCUGUUGCCAGGGGACAGGUCUGGGCCCAGGCCAACCAGGUUUGUUAUCAUGGCUGCUGCCUUCUGGACAGCUUCCAGUUCUGCCUUGAGAGGUUGUGGGACCUCUGGAUCCAGCUGGCCUGACAGGUCAGCUACAAAGCCCUGUGCUCCCAGCUCAGAGGACAGUCCCGGCCAAAACUGGAAGGAGACCCUUGGCCUGUCUUUGAGGGAGAAGCCCGGGACAAUGGGCAUCACAGCUCUCCAGCACUCCUUAGCCGGAGGAUACAGAGUGAUGGGUGCUUUCUGACCAAAGCAACAACCCACAUGUGCUCCCACAAACACCUGACUCCCCUACUUUCCAGUGCCAAAGUACAAACUCUGCUUGGAUAAGGACAGCAAAGCUUCUGGAACUUUAUUCUUUCUAAUUUUUUUUUUAAGAGACUGGGUCUUGCUAUGUUGCCCAGGCUGGUCUUGAACUCCUGGCCUCAAGUGAUCCUCUAGUCUCCAUCUCCCUAAGGGCUGGGAUUAUAGGUGUUAGCCGCUGUACCCAAACUUUUUUUGUUUUGUUUUUGCUUCUGGAACUUUGAAACAUAAAACACAAGUUGGCACUUACAAUUUUAAAGAUGCAGCCAGCUCUAAGCAACGCACAGAGCACAAACAUGAUCCUGACAGACUCAGGAAAAUGCCAAGAGCAGAGCACCCUGGUGCCAAGGCCUUCUCAGCCCAUGCCCUGAAGGGCAUUCCCCUGGCCAGCCUCAGCCCCUUGUCUACUUGUUCUCAAGCUUCUGGAUAGCUGGGCUUCUGGAAGGGUGGCAGUGGGCUGCUCCCUGCUCAGCACUGCCCUGGGAAGGGAGUGAGGGGAUGAAAAUGAAGACUGUGAGCUGUCUUU